GCGGCGCGGCGCUGCCAUGUUGUUGUUGUAUUUUCUGGGCAGCGGCAGAGUUUCCAGCUGCUGUCGCUGUCUGCGGACGCGGUGGGUAGUUUCGGUGGGGAAGGCACUGCUUUAAUCACUCUAUUUGGAUUACUACCGAGCUUCAAGUUACAGCAAAAGUUGCCGGACAACGGGAGCUGCCGUCGGGUGAGGUGAAGAUGGUGGACCGGCUUGCGAACAGCGAGGCCAACUCCAAGCGGAUUGCGGUGGUUGAGAGCUGCUUCGGCGCUGCAGGUCAGCCGCUGGCCAUCCCAGGCCGUGUGCUGAUUGGUGAGGGUGUUCUCACCAAACUGUGCCGCAAGAAGCCAAAGGCACGGCAGUUCUUCCUCUUCAACGACAUCCUGGUUUAUGGUAACAUCGUCAUUCAGAAGAAGAAGUACAAUAAGCAGCACAUCAUCCCUCUGGAGAGCGUCACCAUCGACACAGUACCAGAUGAAGGCGACCUGCGCAAUGGCUGGCUCAUCAAGACGCCCACCAAGUCUUUCGCUGUGUAUGCUGCUACUGCCACAGAGAAGUCCGAAUGGAUGAACCACAUAGGGAAAUGUGUCGGAGACUUGCUGCAGAAAAGUGGCAAGUCCCCUACAGGAGAGCACGCGGCCGUAUGGGUGCCCGACUCAGAGGCCUCUGUGUGCAUGCGCUGCAAGAAGGUGAAGUUCACGCCAGUCAGCCGCCGCCACCACUGCAGGAAAUGUGGAUUUGUGGUCUGUGGGCCGUGCUCAGAGAAGAAGUACCUCCUUCCUAGCCAGUCGUCCAAACCGGUUCGCGUCUGCGAGCACUGCUACGAGCAGCUGACGUCCGUAAACCUCCAGGCGCGCUCAGACUCCAUCACUCGGGGGUCAAAGUUCCACAGCAACAACCUCUCGGACGAUGACGACGAUGAUGACAGCAGUGACUGAGGAAGGUCUGAUCCUCCCAACGGUCUGUCCAUCUCUGUGCCGUGGAGGAAGUACUCUGCUGAUUAAAUUUUUUUGUUUUCCAUCCUUGUGAUUGAAUCAUGAUCCACCGAGAGAGGAAUUCCACCUUUUCUGGAUUAAUUAAUUAAUUCACUUCGGAGUUCUGGUCUCAUCUACAAACCAAAAUGUUUUACCCCUUUCUCUGAAUCCAGCAGGGAUAAAUACUUUCCUGAACACAGUGAUUAAUCAGUCACUUGAGAAACUGCCUGGGUGACCAGCAGCACUUUGAGAUAAAGUCUUGACUGUUCAUCACAGCCCUUCUCCCUUCCAUCUUAAUUAGCUUCAGUUAGUCACUACAGAAAACAAAGGUGCUAAUGAGAGACUUGCCCUCUGCUCUAUACUCAGCUUAAGUUAAUUUCUUCUUCUCUUUCUUUUUGCCUUUUUCUUUUUUUGUCCUUACUCUCUCUCCAUGGACCUAAACAAGGUAACUGCUUGUAAUUUCUGCAGGGAAAAGCAAAUGUUUGGGCUGUAGCCUCUGUCUUUGGUUUUCUUUCAGGGAUUUCACCAAACAGGACAUUAUUAUAACAGAAUUCUGCACUAUUUUUGUAAAUUGGACUCCAGCAAAAUGAAAAAUUUCCCUUUUAUAAAUAUAUAUUGUGCUAAACCCAGAGCUUUUUCUAAUAGAUCUACUAUAGCUGCUUUUGACAAAUCAACUAAAGCUUGUCUCACGGUGAGUGAGUGUUUGUCUUUUAACAACCACGUAUGAGUUUUCUUAGAGGCUGCCCCCUUACUUACUCUGCCUUCUCCUAUACCCUCACAUAGUGCCUUGUAGAAAACUCAGCUUAGCCUUCAGCAAGCAGAAAGGUUAUUAGAUAAUAAAACAAGACUGCAAAAAACAGCGACUUCAUGAUAGGUUGACUCUGAAACACAUUAUAGAGGGUGGAGUUGUUUGGUUUUGUGUGAAGACCAGGGCGAUUAUAUACCAGGGAUCAGAUGGGAACGGUUCAAUUUGUUCCUAGAAACACUUGAAAGUCUCUUAAACCAGCCAUCCAAUCUUGUAAAGGCAGGCGCCGGCUUUUUCCAUUUAGCUGCUAGUGGGCAAUUUUUCACUAGAGGAACCUAAUUGCCUUGUUUCCAUUGUGUUAAAAACCAGAGGAUGAAUGGAAAGUAUUGGUGAUCAACAUUCACACACACACACACACACACACAUACACACACACACACACACCCCUUUCAACUUUCAACAGAUGGCUUGUGUGGACCUGUGGCUGAUUGAAAUCUAGUUGAGAGGUUGCUUUAGACCUUGUGAACAUUUUUCGUAGCUGACCAUGGCUGGGAAAUCUAGUUAGACUUCUAUCAAACACCCCAUUGCUGAUCAAACAAUCUAAAGUUUACCUUCAGAAAUAAAUAACUAGCCAGCCAAAUAUACUCUGAUUCUGAAUAUUGUUUGAAUAAAGCACAUAUUACUUUGUAGUGCUGGGCUGAUAUGUUAAUUUGUUCCCAAAAAGCUGUUGCACUGACCCCUCCUGUGAAUCUCACAUAUUUGAAUUCCAUUUUGGCUCUAUUGUCCAUCCAUGCUAAACAAUACCCUUCAUAAAGGGCUCUUUUGGAAAUAUUUUAAUCAGGAAGUACGCUGUGAUACAUAAGUAAUUGAGCAUUACAAUCAGCUUCAUCUCCAAUGAGUCUUUCAUCCUCUUCAGCUGGUAGGCCUUGUUCUGCUCUGCAGCUGAGCUCAGAAUUUGAGACACAAAAAGCUUUACAGCUUCUAGCCACAGUAGUUCUAGGGGUUGCAGCAGAUCUUCAGAGUAGAAUCAGGACACCAGUUGUCAGAUGGAGUACAGGACAGUGGUGCUAGAAUCCAAUGAAACAAGAACUCAAACAGAGUAAUGACCUCAAAGUCCAACACAAUGCCAAAAUGGCUAAAAUAGCGUCUUGAGUAACAUGAGAUUAGAAGGCCUUUGGGACUGAACUUAAAAUAAGGUCAGGGUGUUAUCUGCUACCAAAUCAGUCAUGGAUGGUGAUGUUCCUUUAAACAGACUGCAAAAAUAAAAUCUGCUAAAGCAAGUUGGAAAAUAUUCUUGUGGGGCUGUUAAGUCUCUGCUAUAACUUUAAUGUCACAUUAUGACAAAAGACAAAAAGUGGUAAAACAUGAAGUUGCUAGAGUGGGUAAAGACAAAGAAUUGAAGUUUUUUGCACCUGGAUGGGUUUUGUUAGCUGUAGGUUAUUUUUAUCUUUGUGUUAUACAAACGGAUCCAAUUAAUGUAAUGUAAUAUCUCACAGAGAGGUAGCAGCAAGCAGCAGUUUGGAUUCUGUUUGCGAUGCGAUUGUUUAACACUGAGCUAAUGCCUCCAGUGAAUGACUGAAUGAAUGAAAUUAAAUGAAAUGCAGUAAUAAGGAAGUUUUCGGGCCUGGUGUGUGUGUUCCUUUUUUUGCACGACUGUGAGUGCACCAUAGGUUGUGAAAUUCCUCCCUGCUCAGCAGCUUAGCAGGUUUUCUGGAAUGAACAUCAGGAAAUCGGCAUGUUGUCUUCCUGUCACUUGCCCUUUACUGUGCUGCUCUUUUAGGUCAGAGGGAAGUACUGUGUCAUAAAACAAACACACCUCUUUUGAACUCUGCCCCUCUGGCAACACAAGCUACCAUAACAGUCUGUCCAUCUUUCUUUCCUUCCUUCCUUCCUUGUGUACUUGCUUCUUUUUUCAGUACCAUCACUUCUCCAUGGAAACCACAGCUUGUAGAUCAUGUGACACAGUGUGUGAAUUAAGUCAUGUGAUUGAGUACUGAACGAGGAACUGAAAAAAAAAAAAAAACCUCCUUUGGGGAAUUGACUACCUUCUACAGCCUGCAGAAAACUCAGGUUCAGUUAGCUUACCAGAUGUUCAUGUUAUCAGUUUCAGUGCGAGUUUCUGUUCUCAGUGAGUCCUGUGAAGAGUUUGAUUCCUCAGACCGACAUUUUCCAAAUAAACAGCACUCAAAGUUGACUCUGAACUCCCCAGGAUCAUUAAUUUCUCGGUAUUUAUGACCCAAGCUUGUACACAGAUACUUGUCAGUCUGCAUCUCUGCUAUAUUCACUCUGCUGGCUCAUUCUGUGCUGUUGGAGGUCUCAGAAUUGUCACUAUUUGUAAAAGUGCACUUGUACCAUCUAAACCAAGACUGAGUUAGGAUUCUCGUCUGUCCUGUUUCCCUGCGUCACUGCAUGUCGGCUCAGAAAAUCCAACAUUUUUAUCAGAUUGACGCAUCACGCUUCACAUUUACGGGCGUUCACAAUAUUCUCAAGAAAAGAUUUUGCAACUCUGGAAUAUUGACGGGAAUUUUUUUUCAGUCACGUGAGAAAUAGAAGACAUGCAGUACAUGACAGUCAUGUCAUCUGCCAGGAAUGCAUAGAAUGCCAGCCAUUUUACCUAUUGACAACUCGACUGAACGAGUAAUCUUAACAUUUUGCAUUAACCUGUCAGCAGCAUGGAUGAGACUUUUUUUGUUUGUGAUUUAAAUGAGCUACAGAGAGUGUAAAGGUCACCAUAAAGUCAGCUAGACUGCUGCAUUGAUUUCACUAAAGUGCAUCUGUUUGAUCGGCCAACUGAAAAAGUCAAGACACCUCCUACGGGGACAGCCUGUCGCACCCAGCUCCAUCCAAGCAGACUCUCACUCACGUGAAACUUCAUUUUCACAGACGGGGUGAAAGUGUGAACUUGUUUUUUGGAAGUUUUCUUCUUGUUAAAUAGAGCACACUAACUGCUUCAGGUUUUUUGGAAUGAAGCUCCUCAUAGGUGUUUGUUUAAAACAUUUAAAGGCGUGGGAUAAGAUGUACGUGAGCGCACUGCAGUCAGGACUAGAAACAGAAGACACAUAAGUGAUUUUGCUUUUAUCUGAGAUCAAACAGGAAUGGGAAAACAAGUUUGCGUUGCUUCUAACAAAAGCUGAACCUUUACCUUUAUGUGCAACACCUCUGUGUCUACAGACGAUUUCCUUCAUUUUGACUUUCUUUCUACACAGUUAUACGGUAACAGUACAGCAUUAAGCAUCUCAGUAAACCAGCAGAACAGGAAGAAGAAAGGGAUCAUUUUCUUGUUAUGAUCUUACAGGUUAAACUUUCUGGUAUUGUUAUAGCGAUAAGAGAAAUGACCAUGUUAAUGAUCACUAACCAGCUGUCCUUUAUACUCACUGUGGCGGUGGUGCUCACGGAGAGACAAUGACGUCACAGUCGAAUCCAGAAGCACAAAGUCCGGCCUCAGGUUUGCUGUGGAUUGCACUCAACAAAGUCUGCACUUGGACUCUGAUCCAGGUUGUUACCAUAUACUGUCAGAUCCACAGCGACUGGACAUUUUCAAAUGAAUCCUCAUGUUGUUUUAAGCCUGUUGAUUUUUGUACAUUUGUACAGAUUUGGGUUCUUUGGGUUGUAAUGUUUUUGUUGUACAGUUCUCAUCAGUGUCUGAAAUGACGCUGUCUCAAGUCUCCUUGUGCUCAGCCCUCCUCUUCGUCCUGACUGUCACAUGUCAUCAGCAUCUGCAGCUUUGCAAUAUGGUUAAAAAACAGAUGGGAACGUUUUGAUGGCCACCAUGCAGCCACGUGUGUUUUAAGAGAUCCUGCUCCUCAGGAAAGGCAACAGCAGCCGGCAAAUAUUAAAUGCCUGUUUCAAAGACACCUAGUUCCUCUGUUUUGGGGUUUUUUUGGGGGGGGGUGUAUGCACUUAAACUGGUCACAACUCUGAUUUCUCGGUAAUAAAACUUCUAGUGUACAGUACAAAGACUAAGGAUUGCAGUGUGUCUUUGUAUUUGUAUUUAAAUAUUUCAUUCCACAGUUUGACUAAAAUUGAAUCAAACUCCAGCCAGAUUAGAUUUUUUUCCACCUCCCAACCUCCCAGACAUAUUGACCAAGAGAAAUGACACAGUCUGAUGCAGACGUACAAAAACCUGAUGAGUAAUUACUCCCCCCACAAGAUUGUCUGUACAGUGUGAUCCUGCUGCAGACUGAACCAUGAACAUAAAAACAGCAUCUAAAUCUUGGCUGAUUGAGAAUGUUACACUUAACUGGCUUUUAUUUUUUUCCCCACUUUUCCUUCUGGCCAGAACUUUUGUACUGUAAAUUACAGUGUCCAGCUGUUUGUGUGUUCACGCUGUGAGCAACAUGUCUGACACGUGGCGCUGUUUGUGUUGAUUGUAGAUUGAGGGUUCUGAUUACUUCUCCAAGCAUUGAUUAAGAAAAUGUCACAUGUAAAGAAAUCGCACAUGUAAUUGUUUUUGAUUUUUGGAGGAUUUUUUUCUCUUAAAUGGCCCAUUAGUGAAACUAGGAAGGGCACGUUAAUAACAAAUAAAUGAAAUAAAAUUAAAUCUUCAAAUGAAAGAGUGAAUAUAAUGUUUGUUACUUGUGACUUUUUUUUUUUAAGCUGAUCACUCCUCUGCUGCAUUCAGGCGAUGCGCUUGUAUUCAAAACUCUAAAAUUAUCUCAAGCAUGUGACCUUUAUGUUGUGUUUAUAGGUCAUGAACUGGCCAAGCAGUGGAAAGGUCACCGGAGGCUGUAAAUAAUCUAAACCUAACAUCUAGUAUUUGUUCUUGUUAGCAGCGUGGAUUUGCAGCUGGAAGCUGUGCAGAAAAUUGAUUCGUUAUCAUGAUUUUUCUCGCCUUUUUCCAGCGCACACAUUUCAGCCUUCAGUGGCUGUAAGAACAGCUGAGCCAGCAACAACACUGCAGGGAUAAUUAAAGCUCAAAAUCUGCUUUUUUGGACAAUUUGCUGUGAGUCUGACACAUACAGGUCCAUCAGGAUAGUGUGGACUCACUGUAUACAUAUGUCCAGACUUAAGCACCAAAUGUAACAGAAAGACAGUCUUUGAGUCCAGAGGUAAAAUACUAAGGCUAUAAAGAUAUGAAAAGGAGAAAAGUGAAUGCUUUUAUUUUGAAAAUAUGGGCCAAUUAUUUUUAUAUUCAGCCAGUAAACUAACACGUGGUGGUUGAAUGCUGCUAAAUUCAGCUCAUGUCGCUCACAGUAUGAACCACUUGGGCGAGGGUGAUGAUGUCUUCAGGUGUGGAUAUCCCACACCUGAAGUGAAUCGGAGAAGAGCUGCAGAUCCUGAGCUUUUCACACAUUUUCCUUAGGAGCCAACUUGGGACAGCUGAAAGAGAUCUCAUUGCUUCUUGUGAUUUAGGUUUUGUUGUACAAAUGUUUUCUGUUGCUGUUUGAUUUCAUUGUUUGUUUUAUUUCCUAGUUUUGCGGGUAA
Messenger RNA from Oreochromis niloticus (Nile tilapia), 7140 nucleotides. RefSeq names its product pleckstrin homology domain containing, family F (with FYVE domain) member 2 (gene plekhf2). The transcript has 2 exons. Bases 198 to 935 code for a protein of 245 amino acids. Gene Ontology annotation, biological process: endosome to lysosome transport; endosome organization. Gene Ontology annotation, molecular function: metal ion binding; phosphatidylinositol binding. The record is from RefSeq and is a predicted model, not a curated record. Gene Ontology annotation, cellular component: early endosome. NCBI's taxonomy places the organism in Eukaryota, Metazoa, Chordata, Actinopteri, Cichliformes, Cichlidae.